Molecule: messenger RNA, 3870 nt
Organism: Mytilus californianus (California mussel)
Lineage: Eukaryota; Metazoa; Mollusca; Bivalvia; Mytilida; Mytilidae
Product: neurogenic locus notch homolog protein 1-like
Exons: 27
Coding region: 1-3570 (1189 amino acids)
Cellular component (GO): membrane
Molecular function (GO): calcium ion binding; protein binding
Source: RefSeq, a predicted model, not a curated record
AUGGAAGACAUCAACGAUUUGUGCGAUAACCACACGUGUGAGAAUGGAGGAAGUUGCUAUCAGUAUGAUGCUUCAUAUUACUGUCAUUGUAUUAGUCCGUUUGUUGGAGAACAUUGUGACAUGGAAGACAUCAACGAUUUGUGCGAUAACCACCCGUGUGAAAAUGGAGGAAGUUGCUUUCAGUAUGAUUCUUCAUAUUACUGUCAUUGUAUUAGUCCGUUUGUUGGAGAACAUUGUGACAUGGAAUUAAGUCUUAAUGAUGAGGGUAGGUUAUUGAUUCACCAACCGACUGGUACCUACUCUGUAUGUCUGCUUGACUGGGAUGACAAUGAUGCAUCUGUAGCAUGUAGAUUUCUGAACAAACCCGGUAAAGGUGUUGCCUAUAUGUUACCUCAUUUGGAAGAUUUUAAAAGACAAAGUUAUUUGCUAAAUUGCGAAGGUCACGAAGACUCGAUCGAUCUCUGCCAAGGACAAAGUGGAGAUCAUAUUGAUAUAAGGUGUGAAAAUCAAGGUGAUGCUGCAUUGGAGUGUAUUGAAGAGGAAAUGUUAGCAGAUUAUUUGGGAUGCUAUAAAGAUGAUACAAACCAAGACGUCACCGAUUUGUGCCUUAACAACCCUUGUGGUAAUGGUGGUACAUGUCAUCAAUAUGAUGGUGCAUAUUACUGUGAUUGUGUUAGUCCGUUUGUAGGAGAACAUUGUGACAUGGAAGACAUGACCGAUUUGUGCGAUAACCACCCGUGUGAAAAUGGAGGAAGUUGCUUUCAGUAUGAUUCUUCAUAUUACUGUCAUUGUAUUAGUCCGUUUGUUGGAGAACAUUGUGACAUGGAAUUAAGUCUAAAUGAUGAGGGUAGGUUAUUGAUUCACCAACCGACUGGUACCUACUCUGUAUGUCUGCUUGACUGGGAUGACAAUGAUGCAUCUGUAGCAUGUAGAUUUCUGAACAAACCCGGUAAAGGUGUUGCCUAUAUGUUACCUCAUUCGGAAGAUUUUAAAAGACAAAGUUAUUUGCUAAAUUGCGAAGGUCACGAAGACUCGAUCGAUCUCUGCCAAGGACAAAGUGGAGAUCAUAUUGAUAUAAGGUGUGAAAAUCAAGGUGAUGCUGCAUUGGAGUGUAUUGAAGAGGAAAUGUUAGCAGAAUAUUUGGGAUGCUAUAAGGAUGAUACAAACCGUAUCCUUGACAACCUACACAUUCACGAAUUGAUGAACCUAGAAAUGUGCCAAGGAAUUUGUGAGGGAUAUACGUACUUUGGUCUUCAGUUUCAUUUCGAAUGUUAUUGUGGGAAUUCUUUGGGAGAUCCAGAUGUUUACGAAAAGAGACCCGAAGAAGAAUGUACCAUAACUUGUGCUGGCAACGAACGACAAAUUUGUGGGGGUGAAUGGAGAAUUUCUGUCUAUCAAGGUCACAGUGAAUACGUCACCGAUUUGUGCCUUAACAACCCCUGUGGUAAUGGUGGUACAUGUCAUCAAUAUGAUGGUGCAUAUUACUGUGAUUGCUUUAGUCCUUUUGUCGGAGGACAUUGUGAAAUCAGAUUGGAUCUAAGUGAUGAUGGCAGAUUAUUGAUUCACCAACCGACUGGUACCUACUCUCUAUGUCUGCUUGACUGGGAUGACAGUGAUGCAUCUGUAGCAUGUAGAUUUCUGAACAAACCCGGUAAAGGUGUUGCCUAUAAGUUACCCCAUUCGGUAGAUUUUUAUAGACUAAGUUAUUCGCUUCUUUGCGAAGGAGACGAGAAGUCAAUCAAUCAGUGUUCUGGAGAAAGUGGGGAGCAUAUUGACAUGGCGUGCCAAGCAGAGGAUGAUGCUGCAUUAAAAUGUAUUGAAGAGUGUAAUCCUGACACAGAAGUAAGAUGUAAUAGCCUAGGACCUGGAAAAUGCAUAUCUAAAGAUUGGAUCUGCGAUGGGUGGGAAGAUUGCGAGACUGGUUGGGAUGAAUUUGAAUGUGAAGAUGUCAACGAUUUGUGCCUAAAUAAUCCCUGUGGUAAUGAUGGUACAUGUCAUCAAUAUGAUGGUUCAUCUUACUGUGAGUGUGUUAGCCCUUAUGUUGGAGGACAUUGUGAAAUGAGAUUAGAUCUUAGUGAUGAUGGUAGAUUACUGAUUCACCAACCGACUGGUACCUACUCUCUAUGCCUGCUUGACUGGGAUGACAAAGAUGCAUCUGUAGCAUGUAGAUUUCUGAACAAACCCGGUAAAGGUGUUGCCCAUAAGUUAUCCCAUUCGAUAGAUUUUUAUAGACUAAGUUAUUCGCUUCUUUGCGAAGGAGACGAGAAGUCAAUCAAUCAGUGUUCCGGAGAAAGUGGGGAGCAUAUUGACAUGGCGUGCCAAGCAGAGGAUGAUGCUGCAUUAAAAUGUAUUGAAGAAUGUAAUCCUGACACAGAAGUAAGAUGUAAUAGCCCAGGACCUGGAAAAUGCAUAUCUAAAGAUUGGGUCUGCGAUGGAUGGGAAGAUUGCGAGACUGGUUGGGAUGAAUUUGAAUGUGCAUGUAACAUGGACUAUCAUGCAAGGUGUGAUGCAAGUGACGAUGGAAUGUGUCUCAAUAAAACUUGGAUUUGUGAUGGAAUUAGUGACUGUCAAUCUGGAUGGGAUGAAGAUAAUUGCGGAUGUGAUUUCAAUACACAUGUCAGAUGUAAUGACAAUAAUCAUGGAAAAUGCAUAUUGAAAGAAUGGAUUUGUGAUGGAUUACAAGACUGUGCGACGGCGUGGGACGAAACUUACUGUGAUUCUGACACUAAUCAAUGCAGUCCUGAUGCUUUUGACUGUGGAGAUGGGAAGUGUAUAGUUAAGGAUCGUAGAUGUGAUGAGAUAGCAGAUUGCGCAAAUAUGAAAGAUGAAAUGGACUGUCCAUGUGACCUUAAAACCCACUCAAGAUGUGACGAUGAUGAUAACGGCAAAUGCAUUAGUAACAGUUACAUUUGUGACAGAACUGUGGAUUGUAUAACAGGGUGGGAUGAAGAAAAGUGUGAUUGUAAGAACAACCCAUUCAAAUUCCAAUGCAAUGAUGGAACAUGUCUGUCUAUUGCAAAAAGAUGUGACGUCUACAUUGAUUGUGGAAUGGACGCUGAAGAUGAACAGGACUGUCCAUGUUCCUCACCAACACAUUUCCAGUGUUUGACUGGAACUUGCAUACCAGCCAACAGACUUUGUGAUCGUAUCCGAGACUGUCCAGAUGAAGAGGAUGAACUUUUCUGUGAUCGACCAAUUAAGGAGGAAUGUAAACCAGGCUAUGCUGCAUGUGGAGAAGAUAGAUGUAUCUUGGAGGAGUUCAUGUGUGAUGGAUACUAUGACUGCUUAACCCACACUGAUGAAGCCAAAGAAAGGUGUUAUCCAGAAAAGGGAUGGCCAAAACCAGAUCAAGGACAGGGACCAGGUGGUUCUAAUGAAGUGGAUAAAGUUAACAGCGGGCCUACAAAUGACGGGUCCUCGGAUAGAGACCACGAGCCCGGUAGUAGUGCAAACAAAUGGAGCAUAGAUGAUUUGUCUUCCUACUUCAAUGAAGCUCCCCUUUCGACAAACACAAGCUUUGUAUGUUUGUUGAUGUGUCUGUUGUUAGCCAUUAUUUCAACAAAGCCGUAAUUGACACAUAUCAAUUGGUCAUUACUGUAUUCUUAUAACUGGUACCAGAGCUUCAUUUGAGAGAAAACAAUGUGUGUGUGUUUGUGUAUUUUACUUUUCUGAUCAUUGUCAAUGACAUGUUUUAUACUAGAUGGCAGAUAUUUAUCAUUUUAUAAUCUCGGUUAACUCAGAAGCAUAUAGCGUCACUAUAUUUGUAACAUAUUGCGUUUGAAGUAUAUAAACUAUCAUGUUACUGUAUACUGUAUUGUUUGAAACAUGCCUCAUAUGAUAUUUUGUAAACGAUAACUUAUAGAUUUUAUA